This is a messenger RNA of Cheilinus undulatus (humphead wrasse), 192 nucleotides long. Its product is annotated as heavy metal-associated isoprenylated plant protein 4-like. The annotation marks the transcript as partial. NCBI's taxonomy places the organism in Eukaryota, Metazoa, Chordata, Actinopteri, Labriformes, Labridae. The transcript has 3 exons. The record is from RefSeq and is a predicted model, not a curated record.
AUGAAAGAAAAAGAGGAUCUGAGGAAAAAGCAUGAGCAAGAAAUGAAAGAAAAAGAGGAUAUGAAAGAAAAAGAGGAUCUGAGGAAAAAGCAUGAGCAAGAAAUGAAAGAAAAAGAUCUGAGGAAAAAGCAUGAGCAAAAAAUGAAAGAAAAAGAGGAUCUGAGGAAAAAGCAUGAGCAAAAAAUGAAAGAA